GUUCAGUGACGUCACCCCUGCCUUAAAUAUGCGUAACUUCCGCUAACACUUCCUUUUCAGCGUAGCGCGAGGACCGGGACAAGCUGCUAAGAUGAGUAAAGUUUCCAGGGAUACCUUGUACGAAGCAGUGAAGGAGGUCCUCCAGGGCUCCUUGACUAAGCCCAGGAAGUUUGUGGAGUCUGUGGAGCUGCAGAUCAGCCUUAAAAACUAUGACCCCCAGAAGGACAAGCGUUUCUCCGGCACUGUCAGGCUGAAGACUCUUCCCAGACCAAAGUUCUCUGUGUGCGUUCUGGGAGACCAGCAGCACUGCGAUGAGGCAAAAGCUGCAGACCUUCCCCACAUGGACAUUGAGGCUCUCAAGAAGCUCAACAAGAACAAGAAGCUGGUGAAGAAGCUCGCUAAGAAGUACGACGCCUUCCUUGCUUCAGAGUCUUUGAUCAAGCAGAUCCCUCGUAUCCUGGGCCCUGGACUGAACAAGGCUGGCAAGUUCCCCUCUCUGCUCACCCACAAUGAGAACAUGAACACAAAGGUGGACGAGGUCAAAUCCACCAUCAAGUUUCAGAUGAAGAAGGUGCUCUGUCUUGCCGUGGCUGUUGGACAUGUGAAGAUGACAGAGGAUGAGCUCGUCUACAACAUCCACUUGGCUGUAAACUUCCUUGUGUCUCUGCUGAAGAAAAACUGGCAGAACGUGCGUGCCCUGUACAUCAAGAGCACCAUGGGCAAACCCCAGCGCCUCUAUUAAAUGUUUUUCUAUCAAUAAAAGUGGAGAAGCUCCA
Nothobranchius furzeri (turquoise killifish) is the source of this 776-nucleotide messenger RNA. It is a transcript of the gene rpl10a, whose product is annotated as ribosomal protein L10a. Gene Ontology annotation, biological process: maturation of LSU-rRNA; translation. Gene Ontology annotation, cellular component: cytosolic large ribosomal subunit. Gene Ontology annotation, molecular function: RNA binding; structural constituent of ribosome. The record is from RefSeq and is a predicted model, not a curated record. Lineage: Eukaryota; Metazoa; Chordata; Actinopteri; Cyprinodontiformes; Nothobranchiidae.